Messenger RNA from Vanrija pseudolonga, 705 nucleotides. RefSeq lists its product as uncharacterized. NCBI's taxonomy places the organism in Eukaryota, Fungi, Basidiomycota, Tremellomycetes, Trichosporonales, Trichosporonaceae. The record is from RefSeq and is a predicted model, not a curated record. The coding region runs from base 1 to 705 and encodes 234 amino acids. The transcript has a single exon.
AUGACCCGUACACAGCUGAACCGCAACGCCAACGCGGACACGACCAGCACGCUCGACGUACCCGCACAUGCGCUGAUCGAUGGCCAGCGCGUAGUGUGGUUCAGCACGCCCCCACCCCUGCUGUACGGCCCGGCGGGGGUGCGCCUCGCGCAGAGCGAGAUCAUGGAGCUGCGCCUCGCAAUGGGCCAGCGGGAGGCAGUAUUUGACGCGACCAAACCGUUCGGCCUCAUCCCACUACAGCUCGAGGCGGUGACGCCCGCGCUGGUCAUGCAGCCGUGGUUCGCCAAGCUGGCGCCGUACCUCGCCGACUCGAACGUCGCGGUGCUGUGGAGCACUGACGCCGGGGGCGGGGGCGAGGCCAAGGCCGCCCACUCGUCGCACUCGCACACCCACGGCCACCUGGGCGGACUGAAGCGCGAGCUCGGGCGCCUGACACACAAGCACCACGACAGGCCGCCCCCGGCCGAGAGGGCGCCCAGGUCGCCCCAGCACACAGGCCACGUAUCCGCCCUCACCGCCCUCGUCGCCGUCGGCUCGGUGCAGCACUCGCCCGAGGCAAUGCACCGCCUGGUCGGGUUCGACGCCGAGCUCGUGGCCGACGAUAUCCGGCGGACGGGGCUCGGCGUCUUCUUCGGGGACGACGUUGAGUGGCUGCUCCGGGCACCAGGCGGACGGACGAACUCGCCAGGCAUUGUCAUGCCUUAG